AUGGGGUCGCGGGCGUCUUGCGCGGUGCGGCGCGUUAGCGGGUCCUUCAACCCGGAGAGCCGUGGCCGUGUGUGCCCAACGCGUCACGCGUCAGACGCCGCACCCCUCGACGAGGCCGCAGUGGGGGAGGAGCACGUGCCGGGGGCGCCGCUCGCCGCCCGUGGCCCCGGUCCCAGCCACCAUGAGGAAGAUGCUCGUAGUCACGACCGCGAUGCUGACGCGGCGACGCCCGUGGCGGCCCCGCCAAACGACGCGACCACGGCGGAGGAGAAGGACUCGCCGAGGCCCGCGCCUAAGGAAGGUGGCGGGAAUGACGCCGGCGCCCACACCCCGCAUGGCCUCGCCCGCAGUGCCGGCCCCCAUCAAGGUUCCGGCGCCGCUGCGGAGGGGGCGGUGGUGAACACUGGCGCCGGCGGGCGCGAGCAACGCGGCGGAGGUGCGAGCGACACUUUGGUCCCGCGCCGGGGGCAGCCAGGGAUGCCGGACGAGCACAGCGACCGUGGGCGGCGGAUGCAGCAGCGGGGGGGGUUUGACGACGCCUCCCCGCCCACAAACACCGGGCCCCGCCGCAGUGAGGCGACGAGUAGGGAGGCGCGGCGGGGGCAAAGCGAGGAGCGGUCGCAACGCGACAUUCACCAACACCGCCAGCAGGCGGCGGAGGCGCCGCAUGGUGGGCGCGCGGCGGGGAGGCGGCUUCUGUCGUAUGACGGUUCCGGUAGCGUGUUUUCGCCUGUGCAGUCCUCCUCGCCCCGUAGUGAGGCAUCUGCGCGGCGCCGGGUGGCGUGCUCCAUUCAGGCUUUGGCGCAUCGGGCGCGGGCGGUUGUGAUGGAGUCCAACGAGGCGAACUCGCGGAGCUCGUCCAGGCCGACCUCAACGCGUAGCAGCGAGUGGGUCAAGCGGAAGAGUCGCAAGGGCGACAGCAGCCAGAGGCAGCAGCGGGACCGCUACAACGACGGCAAUCACGCGUCCCUCACCCUUCUGGAUGUGUACCGCAAGUACUCCCGAUGUGAGGGUGACGAUGUGCCGCGCGGCGGCGUCGCGGAGAAGGAAGAGAUACGAGGCCAAGCGACGCCCCACGGCAAACCCGUCCCUUCAAACCGACACGGCUCCUCUCGACGCGGCCGAAGCAGCAAUACGGCGAUUGUGAGCGACGACGACGCGCCCAGCGCGGGGCCCCUGCGGCAGGAGAAGGCGCGCAAAAAUAGUGCCACUGUCUGGAGCUUCGGCCGCACUUUUGGCUCGCCUAACCUGAUAGCGACCUGUGGAGAGGGGGACAGCGAAGACGACGACGACGACGACGACGAGUGUGGUGUGAACAGCUUCCGCCCGUUCCCGUGGCACGCGCCGCUGUGCGCCGAUUCCGCCUACGGCCUGGGCACCGCGCCGCAGGAGGCGAGCGUGGACGAUUUCUCGCUCAUCUCCCCUAUUUUUGCGUCCUCCCCGCUUCGCAGUGAGCCCACGGGGGCGAGCGGCCGGCCCGACGCCGGCGCGGAGGGGAAGACCGGCACGCGGGGGCCUCCGCCGGCCACCGCCGCGUCCUCCACGUCCCCUCGGCGGACGGAGGGCGAUCGGCGCGCGACGCGGAGCCCCGACUUCUCGCUGCCGUUUUUCACGCCGCGGCACCCGCAGCCGGAGCCCCUCACUUACCCCCGGACGCCGAGCCACGGGCACCGGCCCAGCCCGCCCCCGCCGCCGCUGCAGCCGGAGUGGCCCAGUUGCCUCGAGUCGUCUUGCCUCCCAAGCGCUGCGGCGCAAGAAACUUCCGGGCUCGCCCGCGCUGACGCAGCGACCGCGACGGCGCCGGCCCGCUCGCCCUCCCCCACCGCGGCGACGACCAAGACGACGUCCAGCGUCCCGCAGGCCUUUGCCCCGGAUGAUGGCGUGACCAGCGUGUUUCGUCCGCUGUCUUGUUUCCCGGACCGCUACAUUGAAAUGCUGCAGCAGCAGCGCAUGAACGUGCUGGACGACGCCGGCGGCGACAACUCCGGCAAUGCGGACUAA
Molecule: messenger RNA, 2001 nt
Organism: Trypanosoma conorhini
Lineage: Eukaryota; Euglenozoa; Kinetoplastea; Trypanosomatida; Trypanosomatidae
Exons: 1
Coding region: 1-2001 (666 amino acids)
Source: RefSeq, a predicted model, not a curated record